AUGUCUUCAGGAGAAGCAAAGUUCGUAUUCGUCACCGCGCUCAUCAUCAACUGUAUCCUCCUGGCACAAACUCGCUAUGGCGAACCCUACGAGAGCCAGUUUGCCCGCUCCCAAAACCUCCAGAUGUUGAAAAGAAGUGUCUUUUCAGAUGGUAUCUAUACUAAUAUAACAUCGACCGAAAACGUUUGUCGACCAUUGGAUUACACACAUGUAACUGAUCAGUGCACACACGUAUGGAAGGACUGCCCAGCUUCAACCACCGCAUUGUCGAUACCAUAUCUACAAAUGUAUUUCUGUGCUGAUGCCGCAACACGCCCUCUUAUCUUCACAGCUCUCCUCUUCUGGCUCUUCUUCCUUUUCUCGACCCUCGGGAUCAGUGCUUCCGACUUCUUUACCCCUAAUCUUGCGACAAUAGCUCAGCUCCUCGGUCUGGACGAGAACGUUGCAGGUGUCACUUUCCUUGCGUUUGGAAAUGGCAGUCCAGAUGUCUUCUCUACUUUCUCUGCCAUGCGUGCCAACUCCGGUAGUCUGGCUAUCGGCGAGCUGCUCGGUGCAGCAUCAUUCAUUGUCUCGUGUGUCGUCGGCUCAAUGUGCAUCAUCAAGCCAUUCAGAGUCGAUAAAGUUCCAUUCAUACGUGACGUCGGCUUUUUCACUGCUGCAGUAGGGUUAUUGCUCGUCAUUCUCUGGGAUGGACAGAUACACAGCUGGGAAGCCGGUGCACUUGUCGUUCUGUACAUUAUAUAUGCUCUCGUAGUUAUCGUGGGCAGUUGGUGGGAGCGCAGGCAAGAACGCAAACGGCGCAUAGAAGCAUUGAUACGUGCAGAGUAUGGAGAUGACGAUGAUGCUACAUUGCCAUCAUUUCAUGACGAGGAUCCCUAUAGAGAUGAACUUGGUCGGGCUCGCGCGAUCUCACAUCCAGGACCUAUGCGCCUAGGCCUUCAAACGGACCUUCCACCACGGCCACAUUCGCGAACACCAUCGCCACCACCUGCAACCCCACAUAUUACCCAAAUGCCCUCCUUCUCCCUAGUCGGCGCCCUUGAAUUCCGUCAGGUCGUUGCAUCACUUCAGAACCAAGCUUCCUCCUCUUCAUUGAGUAUAUUUGACAGUCCCAUUACACCUUACGCAGGUGGCCACUACCAUCGCCGUAGACGUUCCGGCUCCCACACCCCAACUCGAGAAAUAGACCCAUGGGACGCAGCGCUUGGUGUUCCCUUAAACGAUCGCUCGCCGCGUUUAAUGGUUAACUCUGUGCUCGCAGAAGAUGUAGAUGAUACGAAUCGCGAGCGUAACCUAGAAGAUGGUACACCAACUCCAAUGACUGCUCCCUCGGUACCAUCCAUUUCGCGCACGCCUGCCUCUCCAACGACAUCGGACGAGGGCACGGAGGUAGAGAUAUAUUCACCCCCAACUUCUCGGCAGCGCAUUUGGUGGGCCAUCUGCCGCACAUAUCAUGUCCUAUUCCCUGCGGUACAUCAUUUCCGGUCAAAGACACUCCUGGGGAAGAUAGCUGCUCUAUUUGCAGCCCCUGCAGUGCUGGUACUAACGCUGACUCUCCCCGUCGUAGUGAUGCCAUAUGACUGUUGUGGUGCGUCUGAGGAGAAGUUACAUUACCGAGGCGCCGCUGAGAGCCACUUGAUUGACUUUGAAGAGGAAGGCAUAGAGCGUGUGUUGAUCGCGGAAGAGGAAGUUAUGGAGGACAUGCACGAAAUGAAAUUUAACAAGUGGCUCACCGCUGCGCAGUGUGCAUUUGGACCAUUGUUCUGUGUCAGCGUAUUGUUCAGUGGGACGAAGCAGCUGAACUGGCUCUUAAUCGCAACCGCAAUCGGGGGAUCAGCGUUAGGCCUCCUCGUGAUUGUCCUUGCUGAUAAAGGCAAUUCUCCUCCCUCGCAAAUGGCGCGGUGUUCAAUGGGAUUCAUCGUUGCCGUUGUGUGGAUAAUGGCUAUCGCAGACGAGGUGGUCAACGUGCUUCAGGCUUUCGGUUUCAUUUUUGGAUUAUCAGAUGCCAUCAUUGGCCUGACUGUCUUCGCCGUUGGAAAUUCACUUGCUGACCUAGUUGCCAACACCAGCGUAGCUGUAUUCGCUCCCAUCAUGGGCUUCUCCGCCUGCUUUGGUGGACCAAUGCUCAACAUUCUUCUCGGUGUCGGCAUUUCUGGCUCCUAUAUCAUAAGCAAAACCGCUCAACCAUAUAGCUUGCAUUUUACACCAACGCUCUUCGUGAGUACGAUAGGGCUCCUAUUGCUCCUCGUAAUCACACUAGUAGUCGUCCCACUCAACGCAUAUUUUCUGCCUCGAAAAUGGGGUAUUUUCCUUAUUGUAUCAUACAUUAUACUUAUGGCUGUCAAUCUUUUCGUGGAGCUUAAACACUAAAUAGGAUGCAUUGUACUCAUGCUCUAUGGUCCGGACUAUAGCAUUGCUAAUUGUUGCUGCAUGUACACUGAGAUCAAUAACAUUUCUGACGGAUGUUGAAUAGAUUCAGAAAGUAACGGG
Molecule: messenger RNA, 2490 nt
Organism: Serpula lacrymans var. lacrymans S7.9
Lineage: Eukaryota; Fungi; Basidiomycota; Agaricomycetes; Boletales; Serpulaceae
Exons: 6
Coding region: 1-2370 (789 amino acids)
Biological process (GO): monoatomic cation transport; intracellular calcium ion homeostasis; transmembrane transport
Cellular component (GO): membrane
Molecular function (GO): monoatomic cation transmembrane transporter activity
Source: RefSeq, a predicted model, not a curated record